Molecule: messenger RNA, 1491 nt
Organism: Alternaria arborescens
Lineage: Eukaryota; Fungi; Ascomycota; Dothideomycetes; Pleosporales; Pleosporaceae
Exons: 1
Coding region: 1-1491 (496 amino acids)
Source: RefSeq, a predicted model, not a curated record
AUGAGCGAAGAAGCGUUAGAAUCUGGAGGCCAUGGCGCUAUCAAGGCUGUCGAAGAGGCAGGAUUUAGUGCAGACCUCAAGGCACAACUCGAACAGCGCAUCGCAUCCGCAAACCUCAGAUCUUCCGAAGCAGAGCUGCCCGACUACGCCUCUCGCCACACACGCGACCUUGCCACAACCGAAGCGUGGACCGGCACCGAGUCUCUCCACGAUGCUAGCCUGCGCAUGCUGAACGAUGCCCAUAAGCCGUUGCGACUAGGGAGACCACCGAAAAUGCCCGGCGUGCCGAUACCGCAGUCAAUUGACACCGGACAUAGUCGGAGCAAAGAGGGUCGUGGCUUGCGAUUAGCCAAUGCACGCGACAGGAGUACCGUGUAUGCAACAAUCAAGGACGACGAAAACAUGGAAGCUUUCGACCGGGAGAAGCGCCUGCAGGAGCUCAAAGACCGCUUCGAACCGCAUGCGCGUGCCAUCGUUCCUGGGUCCAUCCAAGGACUUGCCUCUCUUGCGAAUAAAAGGAUCGAAGAUGCAAUUGCUCGUGGCCAGUUCAAGAACAUAGCUCGUGGAAAGACGGCAAACGUGGAGCGAGACUACAAUGCAUCGAGCCCAUUCAUCGAUACGACCGAGUACUUCAUGAACAAGAUUAUACAAAAGCAGGAAAUUGUGCCGCCGUGGAUCGAGAAGCAACAAGAGCUCACAGCGACAGCAAGCAAGUUCAGGAGUCGUUUACGGGCGGACUGGAAGAGACAUGCUGCGCGUGUGAUAGCCAGUAAGGGCGGAUCACUGCUGGACCAAAUCAAAAGAGCAGAAGCGUUUGCCAAGGCAGAGCUCAUUGCGAAUCCUCUGAAAAGGAAACAAGAGACGCUUACCACUGUGGACGAUGAUGGGAAUAUGUCACAGAUUACGUUAUCGGGGGGGCUGAAGGUGAAUCCAGCAGGCGAAGGGUCGAACGGAGAGCCCGUGGUCACGGAAGAGGUUGUAGCGAAGAUGGUCACACUCGAUGCGUCGCCAGAAGCUGUAGCGCAGGACCCAGGAGCAGCCACUGUAGCAGAUACGACUACGCAAACCAUGGAAGUACCUGUCCCCACGCCUGAGCCGGAAGUGCCACCUGCACCUUAUCCCUUCCGUGACCCUGAUUGGGAACGCAUUGAAGGUAGCUACUGGACGGUCGCUAUCAAAGACCUGAACGACAAGGCGCGCAGCUACAAUCUCCUAGCACCCGAGCUAGCUAAGAGGCCUUACUUCAACCUGCAACGCGAGCUGAACUCCUGCUUCGCCGACGUCGCGCCUCAGCUUGCCGGGGCCAUCCUCGAGCGUGCGCGGAAACCACCUAAGAAAGUGGAUAGCUGGCAGAGCUCCAGCCAGAAGAGCGUGCUGGACAACAUCAUUGGAGGGCCAGUUCGCGUGCGCGACGAACGUCGCGAGAAACAAUACGGCUUCAGGCAGUUUUGGAAAGAUCUCUGGGCCGAUAAGUCAAGCAAUCCGUAUUGA